GCGAGCAGGCGAAUCAGGACCAGUUUCAGGUCUGCACUCACGUCAUACCCACGUUGCUACGUGCCGUCGACAGGCGAGCAGAAGAAGAAGAGCAAGAGGAAUAAAGGACGAAGAAGAUACGGGGGACGUGUUCUUUUAAGAUUAAGGGUUUUCUGAGAAGGACCAUGUCGCGAUACGUGGUCACCCUUUUGUUACUUUGUUGUGUCGGAUUAAGUAGAGGACAGUUUAGAUGCCCGGAACUUAAGGGUUUCUUCCCGGAUCCGGAACAGUGCGAUCUUUAUUACGCCUGCGUGGACGGUAAGGCGGAAGAGAAAUUGUGCAAGGACGGGCUCGUCUUCAGGGACGACAACCCUAAGAAGGAGUUCUGUGAUCUACCGGCCAAUGUACCCUGCGGUGAUAGAACUCUUCUUCAGGAACCACAGCCAUCGAAGGGAUGCCCCCGUGCCAAUGGAUACUUCAAGCACGAAGAUCCGACCGCGUGUGAUCGUUUCGUGAACUGCAUCGAUGGCGUGCCCCAGGUAAUGCCUUGUCCGCCUGGCUUAAUCUACGAGGACAAAAUGUCAAGUUGCGUCUGGGCUGCGGAUGCCAGCAGACUGUGCGAGCACGUGAAGAGAGACGCCCUUGACGAUGGUUUCGUCUGUCCCGACGGUGAUGUGGCUGGUCCCCUUGGCAGGAUCUUACCCCAUCCUACGUAUCCUCAUCCGGAGGACUGCGCCAAGUUCUACAUUUGCAAAAAUGGCGUCCAACCGCAGAAAGGACAAUGCGAGGCUAGCACCGUUUAUAGCGAGGACAGCUUCAGGUGUACCGAUCCGGAGAACGUGCCUGGAUGCGAGGAUUAUUACAAGAACAAGAACUGAGAGGAAAGACAAGGUGCCAGUUACUCGGCGAUACGUUUGUAACGCUUAAUUAUUAUUUUUUUUUUUUUUUUUUUUUUUUUUUUAUUACAUUUAGGAACAAUAAACCCGCGAUACAGUUACGUAAAUGAGUGGCUUUUGCAUACACCUCCACGAUAAUUAUACCUUUCUCCUUAUGUAAACGGAUAUUACGUUCUGGAAAUUUAUAGCGUCGACAAUUUUGUUGACGUUUGUUGUAACGGAGAAAUCAAUAGCCACGACUUAAUUAACAUACCAGGGAGAAAUUUAAAUGACAGCUGAAGAGAAGUCUGCGAUACGUUUCAUUUCGCGUGGUUUCUUUUGUAUACGUAAUUUCGACUGUAAAAUAAAAUACUCCAAUUUUUAACAUUA
Molecule: messenger RNA, 1244 nt
Organism: Osmia lignaria (orchard mason bee)
Lineage: Eukaryota; Metazoa; Arthropoda; Insecta; Hymenoptera; Megachilidae
Product: protein obstructor-E
Cellular component (GO): extracellular region
Molecular function (GO): chitin binding
Source: RefSeq, a predicted model, not a curated record